GCGGGGCGCAGAAGAUGGCGGCGGCGGUGCGCGCGGCGCGCGGGAUGGUGAACGGCGGCGGCGCGCGGGAGCAGGCGGCGGCCCUCAGCAGGGACUUCCUGUCGCAGCCGCGCCUCACUUAUAAAACUGUGUCGGGUGUGAAUGGACCUCUGGUUAUCUUGGAUCAAGUUAAGUUCCCUCGGUACGCAGAGAUCGUCCACUUGACCCUUCCUGAUGGCACAAGAAGAAGUGGGCAGGUCCUGGAAGUCAGUGGCUCCAAAGCUGUGGUUCAGGUGUUUGAAGGAACUUCGGGUAUUGAUGCCAAGAAGACGUCCUGUGAGUUCACCGGGGACAUCCUCCGAACCCCUGUCUCUGAGGACAUGCUGGGCAGAGUAUUUAAUGGAUCAGGGAAACCUAUAGACAGAGGCCCCAUUGUGUUGGCUGAGGAUUUCCUUGACAUAAUGGGCCAGCCAAUCAACCCCCAGUGUCGUAUCUACCCAGAAGAAAUGAUUCAGACUGGCAUUUCUGCUAUAGAUGGUAUGAACAGUAUUGCCAGGGGGCAGAAGAUCCCCAUAUUCUCAGCUGCUGGCUUGCCCCACAAUGAGAUUGCAGCUCAGAUCUGUCGCCAAGCUGGCUUGGUGAAGAAAUCCAAGGAUGUGAUGGACUACAGUGAGGAAAACUUUGCCAUUGUGUUUGCUGCUAUGGGGGUGAACAUGGAAACUGCUCGGUUCUUCAAGUCAGACUUUGAGGAAAACGGGUCCAUGGACAAUGUGUGUCUGUUCCUGAAUUUGGCCAAUGAUCCAACCAUUGAACGCAUCAUCACCCCUCGCCUGGCUCUCACAACAGCAGAGUUCCUGGCAUACCAGUGUGAGAAGCAUGUGCUGGUCAUCCUGACAGACAUGAGCUCCUACGCUGAAGCUCUGCGAGAGGUCUCAGCAGCUCGGGAGGAGGUGCCUGGCCGUCGUGGCUUCCCAGGCUACAUGUACACAGACUUGGCGACUAUCUAUGAGCGGGCUGGGCGUGUGGAAGGCAGGAAUGGGUCCAUUACUCAGAUCCCUAUUCUCACCAUGCCCAAUGAUGAUAUUACUCAUCCUAUCCCUGACUUGACUGGAUACAUCACUGAGGGACAAAUCUACGUGGACAGGCAGCUGCAUAACAGACAGAUUUACCCACCCAUUAAUGUCCUGCCCUCCUUGUCUCGACUGAUGAAGUCAGCUAUUGGGGAGGGUAUGACCAGGAAGGAUCACGCAGAUGUGUCCAACCAACUGUACGCCUGCUACGCCAUCGGCAAGGACGUGCAGGCCAUGAAGGCGGUGGUUGGGGAGGAAGCUCUUACCUCAGAUGAUCUCCUUUACCUGGAGUUCCUGCAGAAGUUUGAGAAGAACUUCAUUGCUCAGGGUCCUUACGAGAACCGCACAGUUUACGAGACCUUGGACAUCGGGUGGCAGCUCCUGAGAAUCUUCCCCAAGGAGAUGUUGAAGAGAAUCCCCCAGACAACACUGGCUGAGUUCUACCCUCGUGAUUCGACUGCAAAACACUAGCCACAGCUUCAUCUCCCAAACUCCUUGCUCUGUGAAAUGCUGUUUGUUUCUUUUUUCCAUGUGUUGGUGUUUACUUGUCACCCUUACAAUUAAACCCAAGAGUAGGUGACGUUGUGCCAGUGUUCCAGUGUACACUGAUACCAGUCUUUAAAAUAUCCCUUCUUCCAAAGCCUGGAUCUUGAGGAGGAUCGUUAGGGCAGCUCUCAGACGUGCAAUAGCUAUCACUGAGCAUGUGUGUGGAACUGGACCUUCUGUAGACAUUCCAAGGGGAUGUCUGAGGAUUACCCAAGAUGGCAGAACUUUUACUUUCAAACCAGGAGCAUAUGGGUUAGAAAACACAAAAGAGCAAAUGUGACUUCUUUUGUCCAAAGCAUCUGCUCAGGCUGCUGCAGGACAGAUGGCAGCCCCUGUGCCUGAGGAGCAGGCUGAGGUGUGGAAAGCACAGUGCAGGACAACGUACCCUCCUGGAAAAUGCAAGCCACUGCUUUUUAACUUGAGAUGGCUUAAGGUUCUUGAGGAUAGGCACAACUGAGGACACUAGUGAGCACACUUGGUGCUUCUCCACUUGCCAGAGGUCACAGGCCAGUGAGUUGCUACCUGAAGGUGGUGUGAUAAGGCUUAAUUGCUGAAUGGAAGGUUUUAAAUUGAAGCUUGCACAGUAAGUUUCCUUUUUAGUCUUGGCCCUUUUUCUUCUGGAAAUGCCAGAGACCAAACAGCUAAAGCCUGCUGAGACCAGUAGUGUCCCAGGGGCAGAGCUGUGGGUAGUUCCAGGCUUCGUGCUGCUACUGAGGGGGAUCCUAGGAGCUGUGAAGAGCGUCUCACAGCACAGUCCUGCUGGGAGGUGAGCUUGGAGGGCCUGUCCUGUCCUGUCCCGAGCAGUGUGCCAGGAGACAGCACUUAGAUGUGAAUGGAUAUUUUGAAUUCUGCUAUGAGCAUGCUCCAGGUGGCACUGGGCCCUGAGGGGUGUGAGGAGCUGCUGUGCUUUGCACUCCACGCACAGCUGUGGCUGGCCAGGGCUGCUCAGCAUCCCCAAGCGCUGCAGGUUGGCUGCUCAGUUAGUGUGGGCUUUGCCAGGGGGUUAGAGGAGGCUCUGAGCCCGGUGCUGGCAACUUGCUUGCUUGCUUUAUCUCCAGGCUUAGUGUAGUGUAAGCUCUGGUCUAGCUAACCAAAGCAUGUUGCACCUCUCGGAGCGCCUCCAGCGCGUGUCUGGGAAGGUGCUGAUGUGACUCAGUGGCAGUGAGCUCAUUCCAGCUUUCCCCAGCGUCUCUGAUGUGCAGUUCUCUCUAGUUUGUUCUGUGUUCUCUGUAACUUGGAUGCAACAGCAACUUUUUUUUUUCAGUGCAUUCCACCCUAAAGCUGUGUCAAGUCUUUUUCUUGAGGUGGGGAUGGGAGGUUGGAAGUGUUGGCAUGAGAAUACUUUAAUGUAGAGGAUAUCUAAAUAAAUUAAAUAUUAAAAG
Molecule: messenger RNA, 2977 nt
Organism: Colius striatus (speckled mousebird)
Lineage: Eukaryota; Metazoa; Chordata; Aves; Coliiformes; Coliidae
Gene: ATP6V1B2
Product: ATPase H+ transporting V1 subunit B2
Exons: 14
Coding region: 15-1520 (501 amino acids)
Biological process (GO): ATP metabolic process; proton transmembrane transport
Cellular component (GO): proton-transporting V-type ATPase, V1 domain
Molecular function (GO): ATP binding; proton-transporting ATPase activity, rotational mechanism
Source: RefSeq, a predicted model, not a curated record